Molecule: messenger RNA, 1572 nt
Organism: Punica granatum (pomegranate)
Lineage: Eukaryota; Viridiplantae; Streptophyta; Magnoliopsida; Myrtales; Lythraceae
Source: RefSeq, a predicted model, not a curated record
AUGCACUCUCCCACAGACAAACUGGACCGCUCCACUGGUCUCCUUGGAUCUAUCAUCGAACAACUUCCAGGGUUCAGUUCCUGCUUCCUUGGGGAAUUUGAUAUCCAUGAAGUAUUUGGAAAUCUUGAUGACCUUACCCACUUAGACCUCAGCAGUAUAGUGGACUUUGAAUUGUUUGCCAGGCUUAAAAAUCUGCCGUACCUCAACCUUAAUGACAACCUCAUCACUGUGCUGUUGCAAAGCAAGGGAGAUUGGAAGCUAGAAGCAUUGGAUCUUUCUGGAAACAUUAUCAGUGGAAGGAUUCCUGAAUGGUUUUGGAGAAUAGGGGCAUCCUUGAUUCUGUCAUCUAAUAAUUUCAUUGGAGAGAUCUCAUAUUCAAUCUGCCAAACUCAACGGCACCAUUCCAAGAUGUUUGGGAAAUUUAAGCAGCCUUUACUUGUUGGAGCUGUGCGACAAUCUAUUGCAAGGUCCGAUGCUGCGAUCUCUGGCAAAUUGUACGAGCUGGCGGCGUUUAAAGUAUUGGAUCUCCGGGCAAACAAUCUUGUUGGUCAGAUAUCAGAAAUAUUCAUCCCGGAGAUCAGGUUAAGGACGAUUUGCUUGCUUCAAAAUCAACUUCAAGGCAGACUGCCACGAUCUUUGGUGUAUUGUAAGAAUUCAGAAGUUCUGGAUCUCAGUAAAAGUGAGUUGGAAGGUGGCUUCCCUUACUGGUUGGAAUCUCGUCUGUAUCUGCAAGUACUUGUACUGAGAUCCAACAUGUUCCAAGGUCUGGUCGAUAGUUCUAGACAAUCUGAUCACCCUUUCCCAGAACUGCGCAUUGACCUCUCUGUCAAUGGGUUUUUCGGCCCAUUGCCGGCUAAAUACCCUGCCAACUUGAUAGCCAUGAAGGAUGAGAAUAGAAGCGGUUUACAAUAUAUAGGUGAGGGAAUGUAUCAAGAUUCCAUUGUGGUGGUCAUGAAAGGCAUCAACUUGUCCUGCAAAUUCUUCGAAGGAGAGAUUCCAAAAGUAAUUGGAGAUUUGACGGCACUCAAGGGACUCAACUUUUCUCAUAACAGUCUCCCAGGCACCAUCCCUUCUUCUAUGGGAAAUUUGACUAGUCUUGACUGGCUGGAUCUCUCCUCAAACAAGCUCAGCCGGGAAAUCCCCAGGGUAUUGGCGGAUCUUACUUCACUCUCCUUCUUGAAUCUCUCGAGUAAUCAGCUCGCAGGACCAAUUCCUCAGGGCCUGCAGUUCAAUACGUUCGAGAACGCCUUUGACAGGAAUCCCGAUCUGUGUGAGCGUCCCUUGCCAAAGCCAUGUGGGAAUGAAGCAGGACAAAGGCAACCCUCAACAGACCAUGAAGAAGAGGAGACAGAGUCUGGCAGUAGCAUUGAAUGGAGAGCUGUACUGAUGGGCUAUGGAUGCAGACUUGCGUUCAGGAUCUCUGCCGUGUACAUUAUGCUAGAAACGAGGAGACCAAGAUGGUUGGUGAGAAUGGUUGAGAGGAAACGUCUCGGGAGAGCAAAUAGACCAAAGAAAGAUGUUGCUCCAAGAAAUCACGCCAGGUACUUCUUCAUGACAAAUUUUCCUGAUUAA